AUGUGGAGAAUCCUAUGUCUAGCAUUGUCAGUCUUAGCAGAGCUCUCAACUAAGAACUCGGCCCCAGCUAUCGCAUCAAGAUGCAAGAGACUAGCCCAGAAGCGAGAGAACGGAGUGUGGACCUCUUCAAAGGUCUCGUCCACCUGUAGCACUUACGAUGACGAAGAAGCUGUUCGUAUUUGCAAAGAGGCUUUCCCCUCCCUGUUCAUUAUUGGAGUCCGACCGACAGGUGCUGAGCAUGUUGAGGGACCAUGGUGUCAGGCUACUCACGAGGACUGGUCCCGACCGUGCAAGGGAAAAGGACACAUGGUGAUGGUUUACGAAUGCCUUCAUCGGGACAAUAAUCAAAACUUGCGCAAGGAAAUUAAACACCAGGAAGAAUUCGUUAUCCCUCGAGGCGAUUAUGAAUUCACUACUACCACCAAACGACCAACAACUCCUCCGACAACAUCAACCACAACAUCUACAACUACAACAACAACCACGACAACAACCACAACUACUACUUCAACCACCACAACCACUAGAAACAAAGCAGAUAUCCCAACUGGUCCUCCAGCUCUUGCUGUUCCCCCAAUGUGUGCAUUCCGCCACACACCAAAAGUCAUCAACGGCGACAACUGCAAAGAUGUCACAAGCUGGCGAACAGUUGCCCAAGACGUCUGUGGCGAGACUGAUUUCGAACUUCACUCCUUUGCGCCAUUGGCAACUUGUGAAGAUCAUGAUGUUUACCAGGGCCUCCAAUUCGUCUGCUGUCCACCAAUCACUCAAGAUAAAAAACAGCCAACUCCAGUAACCGAAGAUGCUCCAACCGAUAAAGUCUAUGACCUCCCAGUGGCAAUGGCGAUUAAAUCGUCCCCAAGGGAUGUUGAAGUGAGCCGAAUAGAGCUUAAUGGGACCCCAUCUGUUGCUGCAGCCGCCGUUGCAGUCGGUGCCGCCUGUGUUCUUCUUCUUACGGCUUUGGCAGUUAUUACUGUUCGAGGACGACAGCGCGUACGCCGAGAACGACGUUUGGCUAACCAACGCACUCCAUUGAGUCCCGAAGAAAGACAUUUACAGCGUCUCCAAAGUACUGGCUACGAAAACCCAACUUAUCGAUUCUUCGAAGCUCGCCAGUGA
This is a messenger RNA of Oikopleura dioica, 1119 nucleotides long. The record is from the annotation of a GenBank genome assembly. Lineage: Eukaryota; Metazoa; Chordata; Appendicularia; Copelata; Oikopleuridae.